This is a messenger RNA of Symbiodinium pilosum, 2667 nucleotides long. NCBI's taxonomy places the organism in Eukaryota, Dinophyceae, Suessiales, Symbiodiniaceae. The record is from the annotation of a GenBank genome assembly.
AUGGAGAUGCUUGCUCGGGGCUACAGAGUGGAUGGUCAGGACUCUCUUGGCAAUACGGCACUACACUGGAUUGCAUAUUUCAGACUGGACACCCUGCUCAGCCCACUUUUAGAGAAGCGCGCGCGCCCCGACAUUGUCAAUAAUUCCGGCGAAUCUCCAGUACAUUUUGCUGCGAUGUCUUCCCAUGUAGCUGGCUUGGAUGCAAUGACACAAGCCAAUCGAGCUCUGCUAUCACUUCAUGACAAGGAUGGGUACACCCCUUUCAUCGUAGCUGCAAAGCAAGACAACUCUCUCAUCAUGGAGUGGCUGUACCUGAAAGGUGUUAGUAUAGAAGAGCAAGAUGACGAUGGCAGAACCGCCCUUCACUGGGCAUGUUACCAUGGGAACAAGAAGACCGUGCAGUGGUUGCUCUCCCGAUCUGCAAGCAUCGCCCACCGAGACAGUGAUGGUAUGACAGCAAUCCACUGGGCAGCCCUGAAGGGGCAUGAGCUUAUUGCAGACAUGCUCAUAGAGGUCGGGGCUGUCAAGCUUCUGGACGUCCCGGACCGCAAUGGGGUAACUCCAAUUGAAUUUGCCAUGCAGAAGAAGAACAGGCACAUGGUGGUGUCCUUUUACAAGUCCCAGGUAAUGAACUUUCUCGUGGGCAGGCCUUACCUGUUCCGCAAUUCUUUCGCAAAUUUGUUCAUAUGCUUCAUUGCCUUCAACAUAGUGGUGUUUUCCUUCAUCAUAGCUCCAGGUAUUUCAGCUAGAAAUCCGGAGGCAGUGAUGCACUGGUCUGUACUUAUGGGUUUGUCACUGCUCCUUUGGGUUCAGUGCUGCUCUUCUGACCCCGGCUGUUUGCGGCCGCCUACCAUACACCCGCAGCAUCACCUCCUGGGCAAUGACCCAGAGAAGACAUUUGAUGUUGAGCAAUCAAUUGAGUCACAGAUGGCUCAUUGCGACAGUGUGUUGCAGCAGCUGACGCUGACAUGCGACGGUGAGGCACCAGAAGUCAUGAAGCUAGAGCUGGAGCAAAACAAAUACAACUAUCAGAGGCAGCUCUUGAGAGAAGCCAGGAAGCGGCUUGAAAGACUUUGUGGCAUGGGCGAUCCUCGCAGCCCAGCUAAGGGCGAAUCUCAGCCACUCAUUGCUCCAGGCUACAAGGAGCGCAUUGCAACACAGCAGGCUCAACUGAAUCGAGCCACAGAGGCUCUUCAUGAGCGUGAGAGGUCCACUGGAGAAAGCCUGGGCCGUGCGCGAGUGGAGCAGCUCCUUGGAGAAGGAUGUGGCGAGUACCUUUCGUUGGUGGACAAAGGCGAGUUCAAGCAUGUGUGCAUCAUUUGUCGUGCGCGGCGUGAGAUGCGAUCCCACCACUGCAAGGAGAUUGGCCGCUGCGUUGACAAGAUGGACCACCACUGCCCGUGGAUUGAUAACUGUGUGGGCUUAGGCAACCAGCGGUCCUUCUAUAUGUUUGUCGUGCUCCUUUUCACCACCAUCAUCUACUUCUACUACACAGUUUUCUUGUAUGCGUUUGAUACUGUGUUUCCAGAGAUUUCACAUGGCUCCUUCGGUGAGCUUCUGCAUGCCCUGACAAGCGGGUCCCUUGCGCCUGAGCUACAACCGCUUGUAGUUCUCAUUGCAACUGUGUUUGACUUGUUUUGGGUGUACUUCGUGGGUCUUUUGGUUAUCCGGCACACGGCAUACAUGCUGGUGAAUGUGACUACUUGGGAAAUCCAGAUGAGACCGCCUCAUGUCCAGCGACGCUUUCCAAAGGCUCGGGGUAAGUACUGGUUCCUGCAAGGUUGUGGACUCAUGUCGGCCUUAGCCAAUUGCGCAAAGUUUUGGAUGCUGGACGACAGCGGUGACGUGGCAAUGUUCUUUGGACAUCCUCAAGAGAGCUUCGUGGCUGCUGAACGCAAGCUGGAGGGCGGGCAGCCGCCCUUCUUCAUGAAGAAGGAUCUCAUGGCCAAGACAGCCGAGCUGGCAGACUACGACGAUGUCCUGUAUAAGGUCAUCGAAGACAAGGAGCAUCCUGAGUUGGACAAGUACCUCAUCGCCACCUCGGAACAGCCGAUCUCCGCGUUUCAUCGGGGGCAGACUAUUGACAAGACGCGCUUCCCGCUGCGCUACGUGGGCUACUCGUCCUGCUUCCGACGGGAAGCGGGCAGCAGCGGCCGAGAUAUCCGGGGCAUUUUCCGUGUGCACCAGUUCGAAAAGAUCGAGCAGUUCGUGCUCUCGGACCCCGCGGAGUCUUGGAAGGAGCAUGAGUCCAUGAUCGCCAUGGCCCAGGAGUUCUACCAGAGCCUCGGCAUCCCCUAUCGGACGGUGGCCAUCGUCUCAGGGGAGCUCAACAACGCAGCCGCCAAGAAGUACGACUUGGAGGGGUGGUACCCAGGCGACAAUGAGGGCAAGGGCAGGUAUCGAGAGCUCGUGUCCUGCUCGAACUGCCUCGACUACCAGGCUCGGGCGAUGCAGACCAAGUUCGGCUACAGGCCAGAGGAUCCGUUCUGCCACAUGCUCAACAGCACUCUGUGUGCAACUGAGCGGGCGAUGUGCUGCCUUGUUGAGAACUACCAAGAGGAGGAGGGAGUCCGCGUUCCGCGAGCACUGGUUCCGUUUUUGCUGGGCCAGGAGUUCUUCCCGUUUGUGAAGACGCUUAAAGAGGAGCGACCGGCGGCGAAGGGAAAG